Pangasianodon hypophthalmus (striped catfish) is the source of this 2107-nucleotide messenger RNA. It is a transcript of the gene pgam1b, whose product is annotated as phosphoglycerate mutase 1b. Bases 345 to 1109 code for a protein of 254 amino acids. The transcript has 4 exons. The record is from RefSeq and is a predicted model, not a curated record. Gene Ontology annotation, biological process: glycolytic process. NCBI's taxonomy places the organism in Eukaryota, Metazoa, Chordata, Actinopteri, Siluriformes, Pangasiidae. Gene Ontology annotation, molecular function: intramolecular phosphotransferase activity.
CAACAGAGUAAAAGCGACAGUUGAGGCUGACAGAUGGUCACAUGGGGUGAGGAGUUACUAUAGCAACCACUGACCAAUCACAGAGCAGCGACCUCAACCUGAUUGGUUGAAAGAAGAAGAAGAAGAAGAAUCAGGAAGUGUUUUCCUUCCUCACUUCCCCACUCUGUCCGACCUCAGAGCCGCGACCUCCGGGAGGAAAACCGGGUUAUCAGCAUCACUUUCCCGCGUCUGGAGCGCGUUCAUCUCGGGCCUCCGCCAUUCCACGCUUUUUCCCUCGCGGUUUCACAGGACAGCUCUUGUUUUCCCGGAAGUACCGCGUGACUACACCGAGCGGAUUCAGCACUAUGGCUGCCUACAAGCUGGUGUUGAUCCGGCACGGAGAGAGCUGCUGGAACCAGGAGAACCGCUUCUGCGGCUGGUUCGACGCCGACCUGAGCGACACCGGCAUCCAGGAGGCCAAGAGAGGCGGCCAGGCGCUGAAAGAAGCAGGUUACGAGUUCGAUGUGUGCUACACGUCUGUGCUGAAGCGGGCCAUCAGGACGCUGUGGUUGGUGCUGGAGGGCAUCGAUCAGAUGUGGCUUCCCGUGCAUCGCACCUGGCGUCUGAACGAGCGCCACUACGGCGGCCUGACGGGGUUAAACAAGGCUGAGACGGCGGCCAAGCACGGAGAGGAGCAGGUGAAGAUCUGGAGACGCUCGUACGACAUCCCUCCGCCUCCCAUGGGGCCCGAGCACGACUUCUACUCCAGCAUCAGCCAGGACCGUCGCUAUGCCGACCUGACGGAGGACCAGCUGCCGUCGUGCGAGAGCCUGAAGGACACGAUCGCCCGCGCUCUGCCCUUCUGGAACGACGAGAUCGUCCCGCAGAUCAAAGAGGGCAAGAGGGUGCUCAUCGCCGCCCACGGCAACAGUCUCCGCGGCAUCGUCAAGCACCUGGAGGGUAUGUCAGAGGAGGCCAUCAUGGAGCUGAACCUGCCCACAGGAAUCCCCAUCCUGUACGAGCUGGACAAGAACCUGAAACCUGUUAAGCCCAUGCAGUUCCUCGGGGAUGAGGAGACCGUGCGCAAGGCCAUGGAGGCUGUGGCUGCUCAGGGCAAGGCCAAGAAAUAGAGAGAGAUGGAGGGAGAGAGAGAGAGAGAGAGGGAGGGAGAGAGAGAGAGAGAGAGAGAGAGAGAGGGAGGAGGAAGAAGAAGAAGAAGAAGUAGUGUGGGAGGAAAUGAUGGGAGAGGGAGAUUUAUCAAACACGUGUUUAGUCAUUAAGAUCCUUACAGGAUGUCGUCUGGGUUUCACACAAGGCUCCGUGACUACUUUAUGAGAAAUUAUUUAUUCAGAAUUCAGAGCAAAUUUCAGAAAAUAUUCCUCAGCAGUAUUAAACGGUUGAACCCCCGAGUGACCCGAGACAUCCUCGUGCAUUUAAAGCACUGCAUUUUCUGCCCGCUUCAAUAGAACACACUCGGCUUUGCUCAGUAGUGAAAGCUCUACGGCAACUGUAUCCAGGCAACGGCACUUAACGGACGACGGGCCAGCGGAUAAAUCCAGUGUGUGUGUCUGUGUGUGUCUGUGUGUGUCUGUGUGUGUCUGUGUGUGUCUGUGUGUGUGUGUGUGUGUGUGUGUGUGUGUGUGUGUGUGUGUGUGUCUUUUGUAGAAAAGAAUCCGAAUGCGCUGUGUUCCAAAUUGCACCGUGACUCACACUGAGCAUCGCACGCCCACAGCAUGGCACUUAAAAUACACACACACACACACACACACACACACACACACAAUCAGAGCAUCUAUCGUUUUACAGAUUCUCCCCUGGAGUUAAGCGUGAGGACCAAAAGUUAUCAUUCCUCACUUUUAGUAUUUUGAAGAGUGCUUUUGUCUCAGCUUCUGAACUUGUGUGUGUGUGUGUGUGUGUGUGUGUGUGUGUGUGUGUGUGUGUGUGUGUGUGUGUGUUACUUGGUGUGUAAAUCUGAUUGUAUCUAAAUGUCAUCGUCCGGAAAUAUUCUAUAUCAAUGCGAUAUCCCAAGCGUAGGUGUUAUAUGAUGCCUCGAUUUAUUUUUGUCUGCUGUGAACCUGCACUGGAGUUUGUGUGUUAACAUUUAAUAAACGUGGGCUGAAAAGAACAA